This is a messenger RNA of Macaca mulatta (Rhesus monkey), 954 nucleotides long. RefSeq names its product olfactory receptor 11G2-like. Gene Ontology annotation, molecular function: olfactory receptor activity; G protein-coupled receptor activity. Gene Ontology annotation, cellular component: membrane. Gene Ontology annotation, biological process: G protein-coupled receptor signaling pathway. The record is from RefSeq and is a predicted model, not a curated record. Lineage: Eukaryota; Metazoa; Chordata; Mammalia; Primates; Cercopithecidae.
ACAGGUCACAGGCACAUGAAAAUCUUCAACACCCCCAGCAACUCCAGCACCUUCACUGGCUUCCACCUCUUGGGCUUCCCUUGCCCCAGGCAGGGGCAGAUCCUCCUCUUUGUGCUCUUCACUGUUGUAUACCUCCUGACCCUCACGGGCAAUGGUUCCAUCAUCUGUGCUGUGCACUGGGAUCAGAGACUCCACACCCCUAUGUACAUCUUGCUCGCCAACUUCUCUUUCCUAGAGAUCUGUUAUGUCGCCUCUACAGUCCCCAGCAUGCUGGCCAACUUUCUCUCUGACACCAAGAUCAUCUCCUUCUCUGGGUGCUUCCUCCAGUUCUACUUUUUUUUCUCCUUGGGCUCUACAGAAUGCUUUCUCCUGGGAGCUAUGGCAUUUGACCGAUACCUUGCCAUCUGCUGGCCUCUACGCUAUUUGACUAUUAUGACCAAACAUCUCUGCAACAUUCUUGUGGGCAGCUGCUGGGUACUUGGUUUGUGGUUCCUGAUUCCUAUCAGUGUCAUUUCUCAAAUGACCUUCUGUGGAUCUAGGAUUAUUGACCACUUCCUAUGUGACCCAGGUCCUCUGUUAGCCCUCACCUGUACCAGAGCCCCUCUACUAGAGUUGACUAGCUCCACCUUAAGUUCUCUACUUCUAUUUAUUCCCUUUGUCUUCAUCAUGGGGUCCUAUGCUCUGGUUCUGAGAGCUGUGUUGAGGGUUCCUUCAGCAUCUGGAAGAAGAAAGGCUUUCUCUACCUGUGGCUCCCACCUGGCUGUGGUCUCACUGUUCUGUGGCUCAGUGAUGGUCAUGUAUGUGAGCCCAACAUCUGGGCAUGAAGCUGGAAUGCAGAAGAUUGUGACUCUGUUCUAUUCUGUGGUUACUCCCCUUAUUAAUCCUGUCAUAUACAGCCUGAGGAACAAGGAAAUGAAACAUGCAAUGAGGAAAAUACUGAGAACACAAAAUUAA